Raphanus sativus (radish) is the source of this 489-nucleotide messenger RNA. RefSeq lists its product as uncharacterized. Gene Ontology annotation, molecular function: RNA-DNA hybrid ribonuclease activity; nucleic acid binding. The transcript has a single exon. The coding region runs from base 1 to 489 and encodes 162 amino acids. NCBI's taxonomy places the organism in Eukaryota, Viridiplantae, Streptophyta, Magnoliopsida, Brassicales, Brassicaceae. The record is from RefSeq and is a predicted model, not a curated record.
AUGGAUCACUUGUUCUGGCGGGUUACACCGACUAUGGAUGAUCACCAGUUUGCAUGGAUAUUAUGGUACAUUUGGAAAGCUAGGAAUAGUAAGGUAUUUAGUAAUUUAGAUGUGGAACCAAUGGACACACUUAAAAAGGCAGAAGUUGAAUCGAGAUUAUGGGCUGAGGCGCAAGAGAUAAGCACCCAAAGAAUAUCACAGCAGGUGGAAGGCAGAAGGUUACCAACAAUCCCAGGACGAUGGUGUUUCACGGAUGGUUCUUGGAAAGACAAGGAAAACUUUUCAGGACAGGGUUGGUUCAGUACACUACAAGGAUUUCAAGGAUUAAUGGGAGCAAGGAAUAUAUGGGCAAGUUUAUCACCUUUACACUCAGAGGUAGAGGCUUUAAUUUGGGCAAUGGAGUGUAUGAGGAAUCUACGUCAAUAUCAAGUUACUUUUGCUACGGAUUGUUCUCAGUUGGUGAAGAUGGUUUCAGAACCAAGGGAAUAG